This is a messenger RNA of Mucor velutinosus, 2901 nucleotides long. Its product is annotated as 40S ribosomal protein S3. Gene Ontology annotation, biological process: rRNA catabolic process. Gene Ontology annotation, cellular component: cytoplasmic exosome (RNase complex); nuclear exosome (RNase complex). The coding region runs from base 1 to 2901 and encodes 966 amino acids. The record is from RefSeq and is a predicted model, not a curated record. Lineage: Eukaryota; Fungi; Mucoromycota; Mucoromycetes; Mucorales; Mucoraceae. The transcript has 11 exons. Gene Ontology annotation, molecular function: endonuclease activity; RNA binding; 3'-5'-RNA exonuclease activity.
AUGCUUCGAUCAAAGUCAUUCGUUAAGCGUACUCGCAAGGGAAACGUCGUUAAAGUCGUUAAAGAGCACUAUUUGAGAGACGAUAUUCCAUGUUCAUCAGAGGUCUGCAAUGUCUGUAGCAAGACAUCUGCUCCAGUACUUUCAAGCACACCCAAAGGCACCAGUACAUUCAAGCCUCACUACCUCAUUCCUGAUACCAAUGUCUUCAUCAGUCAGCUGGACAUCAUGGAGCACCCUGCCAUCAAGGAUGUCAUUGUACUGCAAACUGUCAGAGAGGAGAUCCGUCAUUUGAGCACACCCGUAUACAACAGGCUGAACACCAUCUUGGCUGACAAGACCAAGCGAUUCUACAUGUUUGCUAAUGAACAUCAGCGUGAUACAUUUAUUGAGAAAUUAAAGGGAGAGACACCCAACGACAGAAAUGAUCGAGCCAUUCGAGUUGCCACCAAAUGGUUUGUGGAUCACUUGAAGGCCAAUUCAUCUGGCGAGAACAUUGAUGUAAUUAUGUUGAGUGAUGACCGUGGAAACAGAGAAAAGGCCAAGGCAACAGGCAUCAAAUCUUGUGGAGUGAUUGAGUAUGUGGAGAGCAUCAAAGACACUCCUGAAUUAUUAGACAUGGUUUCCGCACCCAAAGCAGCAGCAAGCGAACAGGUGGUCUAUGAAGAGCAUUUGUCGCCUGCUCAGAUCCAAAACGGCAUCAAAAAGGGAACUCUGAUUCAAGCACCUUUCAAUGUCAGUGUACACAACGUCCAAGAAGCUACUGUGGUGGGUGAAGUGGAAGGAGAGGUCAAGACCAUCUUUAUUUUAGGCAGAAAGCACUUUAAUCGUUGUAUUCAAGGCGAUAUUGUUGCUGUGGAGCUUUUACCCAAGAGUGAGUGGAAACGUGGAGCAUCGAUUGCUAUUGAAGAGGAGGACGAUGAUGAGGAAAAGAUGUUUGGAGAGGAGGAAGUCAUUGAUAGAAUGACUGAAAGCGAUAGUCCUGUUGAACCUACUGGCAAAGUCGUCGGUAUUAUUCGUAAAAAGUGGAGACCUUAUUGUGGUUUUAUUGUCAAAAAGACUGUGCCAAAGAACACCACUAGUGGGCCUGUUGGUGUCAUGUUUCGUGCUAUGGAUAAGCGUAUUCCUCCCAUCAAGAUCAGAACUUCCCAAGCACAGUCUUUGGUUGGCAAUCGUAUUGUUGUAUCGAUUGAUAGUUGGCCCACCAAUUCCAGCUUCCCUAUGGGCCAUUUCGUCAAGACUUUAGGUUCUUCUGGUGACAGAGAAACAGAGACAGAAGUAUUGUUGCUGGAGCACGAUGUUCCUUAUCAAGAAUUCUCUCAGCGCGUUCUGCAAGAUUUACCAGUCGAGGGAGAUCAAUGGGUUGUUCAGGACAAGCAUUUAACUCAAGAAAAGAGAAGAGAUUUCAGAGAUUUGGAUAUUUGUAGUAUUGAUCCCCCUGGAUGUACUGAUAUCGAUGAUGCCCUUCAUGCUCGUAUUCUUCCCAACGGUAAUUGGGAAGUGGGUGUUCAUAUUGCUGAUGUUACUUACUUUGUGAAACAUGGUAUGCCAAUGGAUGUUGAAGCGGCUUCUCGUGGUACAUCUGUCUAUUUAGUCGAUAAACGUCUGGACAUGUUGCCAUCUCUCUUGGGUACCAACUUGUGUUCAUUGAGAUCCAAUGUGGAGCGUUUGGCCUUUUCUUGUGUCUGGGAAAUGAACGAAGAUGCCGAGAUUGUCAGUGUCGACUUUACAAAGAGUGUCAUCCGUUCCAAACACUCCUUUACUUACGACGAAGCACAAACUCGCAUCGACGAUGAACGCAUGCAAGAUCCCAUCACCAAGGGUAUCCGCGUAUUGAACAAAUUUGCAAAGAUUCUUCGCCAAAAGCGUAUGGAAAAUGGUGCCUUGACAUUAUCCUCCCCUGAAGUUCGAUUCAAUUUGGAAAACGAUUCACAAGAUCCUGUCGAUGUUGAGAUGAAGGAACUGAAAGAGACCAACGCACUUGUUGAGGAAUUCAUGUUGCUGGCAAACAUCUCGGUAGCCAAGAAAAUCUAUUCUAAAUUCCCCAGUUCUGCUAUGUUGCGUAAACACGCUGCUCCUCCUAGCAACAACUUUGAUUCACUGCGUCAAAUUCUCAUGGAAAAGGGCUUUGUCUUGGAAACAGGGAGCUCAAAAGAAUUGGCCGACUCGUUGGAUAAGGCUGUGAUUCCCGAGGACCCUUAUUUCAAUAAACUAGUGCGUAUCAUGACAACUCGUUGCAUGAUGCAGGCCCAGUACUUUUGCUCAGGCACUGAAAUCGAGUCAGAAUUCAAGCAUUAUGGUUUAGCCAGUCCAAUCUAUACACAUUUCACAUCACCCAUCCGUCGUUAUGCAGAUGUCAUUGUCCAUCGUCUACUGCAAGCUUGCAUUGAACCCGAUCUCGAAUAUGGUCAAGAGCUCACAGAUACACAAAAGAUGAAGGACCUUUGCGACAACCUCAACUUCCGUAACAGAAUGGCACAACAAGCCAGUCGUAGUUCUGUUGAACUGUUUACCAGUCUCUACUUUAGAAACAAGAUUGAAGUGGAAGAUGGUCGUAUUCUUCGUGUUUUGAAGAACGGUAUCAUUGUGUUGGUACCUAAAUAUGGUAUUGAAACCAUUGUAUAUACAUCAGCAACUGUAGAUGGACCAUCGCCGUUCACCUAUGAUGAAGAAGCAAAAUCCCUUGUUGCAGGCGAAGUGGUGCUCAAGACAUUUGACUCUGUCAAGGUGGAAAUUACAGUAGAAGGUGAUGCAGAGGGUAUGCGUCAAAAGAUGAACAUGAAGCUGGUAGAGCCUUAUGUUGAGGGUGUGAGUGUUAUACCCACUACCACAGCUACCAAUAGCGCAACAAAGAGAUCGAAUGAGGAUGCCGUGGAAACAAAAGCUAAAAAAUCCAAAAAAUAA